UGCACCCAGACUUCUUUAACAUAAACAUGUCGACGAGCAAGCAAGGAGAUAUUUUGUGCUUCUUUAUCAACGGGAAAAAGGUAACACAGAAGCAUGCCGACCCUGAGACCAUGCUGCUGUCCUUCCUCAGAGAGAAGAUGAGGUUAACUGGGACAAAGUCUGGCUGUGGCGGCGGAGGCUGCGGGGCGUGCACAGUCAUGGUGUCCCGCUAUCAACCUGCCACUAAAACCAUCAUCCAUUUCUCCGCCAACGCCUGCCUGCUGCCGCUCUGCCAGCUUCACGGAGCCGCCGUCACCACGGUGGAGGGCAUCGGCAGCACCAAGACCAGAAUCCACCCGGUGCAGGAGCGGAUAGCGAAGGCUCACGGCUCUCAGUGUGGCUUCUGCACCCCGGGGAUGGUGAUGGCCAUGUACACCCUGCUGAGGAACAGACCUCAGCCCAGCAUGGAGGACAUCCAGGAGGCUCUGGCAGGAAAUCUGUGUCGCUGCACCGGUUAUCGACCGAUCGUGGACGGCUGCAGGACAUUCUGUCAGGAGGAAACAAGCUGCUGCAAAGUCAACGGGAACGGAAACUGCUGCAUGAACGGAGGGAAUCGUACGGAUGAGCCUGAGCAUGAGCCGCCACAGCUGUUCCACAAAGAAGAGUUUCUGCCCCUGGACCCGACGCAGGAUCUGAUCUUCCCUCCGGAGCUGAUCCUGGCGAGCGAGAAAGAAACCCCUCAGACCCUCACCUUCCUCGGGGAGAGGAUGAGCUGGGUGUCCCCCGUCUCUCUGGAGGAGCUGGUCCAGCUGAAGACCAGAAACCCUAAGGCUCCGCUGGUCAUGGGAAACACCAACAUCGGCCCUGAUAUAAAAUUCAAAGGUGUUCUGCAUCCACUCAUCAUCUCUCCAAUCAGAGUGAAGGAGCUGUUUGAGGUCACUCACACUUCAAACGGUGUUUGGGUCGGAGCGGGCUGCACCCUGGCCGAGCUUCGAUCCCUCAUGGAGAAGCUUGUGACGCAGUUUCCAGAGGAGAAAACUGAACUGUUCAGAGCUCUGAUCCAGCAGCUGGGGAACCUGGGGAGCGUGCAGAUCAGGAAUGUUGCUUCCCUCGGGGGUCAGAUCAUCAGUGCGUAUCCAAACUCAGACCUGAACCCAGUUCUGUCUGCUGGGAAAUGCAAAGUGAGCGUCGUAUCAAACGGAGGAAGACGAGAGGUUCCUCUGGAUCAAGACUUCUUUGUGAGCUUCUGUAAAACCGUCCUGAAGCCGGAGGAGAUCAUCGUUUCUGUUUUCAUCCCCUUCACCAGAAAGGGAGAGUUUGUCCGAGUGUUCCGCCAGGCUCCGAGGAAGGAGACUUCCUUUGCCACGGUGACCUCAGGGAUGAGAGUGUUUUUCUGUGAGGGGUCCAGAGUCGUUCAGGACGUCAGUAUUUACUACGGAGGGAUGGGAGCGACGACAGUCAGCGCUGCUAAAACCUGCGCCGCCAUCGCCUCAAGGUCCUGGGACGAUGAGACCCUCACCCGGGCGUACGACGUCCUCCUGGAUGAGUUGGAUCUCCCUCCGUCAGCUCCAGGGGGAAAGGUGGAGUUUCGUCGCUCUUUAUCUCUCAGCUUCCUCUUCAAGUUCAACCUGGAGGUCCUGCAGAAGCUCAGAGAGAUGGAAGUCAUCACAGACGAGCUUCCAUCUAGGAUGCAGAUUCAGCCUUUACCCCGAGAGAUUGGACCCAGCCUGCAGGAGUUCCAGCAUGUCUCCAAGGACCAGAGUGAGCAGGACCCAGUGGGACGUCCCAUCAUGCACCGCUCUGCCAUCAGCCAGGCCACCGGUGAGGCGAUUUACUGCGACGACAUGCCCCCCACAGAUGGAGAGCUCUUCCUGUCUGUGGUCACCAGCGCUCGAGCACACGCCAAAAUCACAGGACUGGAUGUGAGCGAGGCGCUGAAGCUUCCUGGAGUCGUCGACGUCAUCACGGCCAAAGAUAUUCCUGGGAAGAGAGUGCGGUCGUCGUUCGGGUACGAUGAGGAGGUGCUCGCUCAGAGUGAGGUGAGCAUGAGCAUCGCUUUAUUUCUUAUGCCAAUACAUGGACUGAAGUUUUGGCUUUCCACUGACAGUUUGAUUUUCUCUCUGGCGGUUGGUCUGCAGGUGUCGUGCGUCGGUCAGAUGGUGUGUGCGGUGAUCGCUGAUACGAGGGAGCACGCCAAACGAGGAGCUUACGCCGUGAAGAUCAGCUACAAGGACCUGCCUGACCCUGUUUUCACCACAGAGGAGGCCGUGGAGAAGUCGUCGUUCUUUGAGCCUCAGAGGACACUGGAGAGAGGAAACGUCACUGAAGCUUUUAAAACUGUCGAUCAAACUUAUGAAGGAGAGAUUAAAAUGGGGGGGCAGGAACAUUUCUACAUGGAGACGCAGAGCAUGCUGGUCGUCCCGGUCGGAGAGGAGACGGAGUUCAACCUUUAUGUCUCCACCCAGUGGCCGGCUUUAACACAGGAUGUUGUUGCAGAGACGUUGGGCAUCCCGUCGAACAGAGUCACCUGUCACGUCAAAAGGAUGGGCGGAGCUUUUGGAGGGAAGGUCACCAAAACGUCUAUUCUGGCCGGUAUCACGUCUGUGGCAGCGUGGAAGACCAAUCGAGCCGUGCGCUGUGUGCUGGAGCGAGGAGACGACAUGUUGAUCACCGGAGCGAGACAUCCCGUCCUUGGAAAAUACAAAGUUGGGUUCAUGAAAGACGGGAGGAUCAUGGCUGCAGACUUUCAGUACUACACCAACGCUGGAAACACCGUGGACGAGUCUCUUCUGGUUGUUGAUAAGGUUGUGCUCCACAUGGAUAAUGCCUACAACAUCCCCAACCUGCGAGGCUGCGCCGCCGCCUGCAGGACUAACCUGCCCUCCAACACGGCUUUCAGGGGCUUCGGCGUGCCGCAGAGCCUCCUGGUGGUGGAGAACAUGAUCAACGACGUGGCCUUGGCGCUGGGACGGCCUGCAGACCAGAUUCGAGAGCUCAACAUGUACAAGGGGCCGUCAGUGACUCCCUACAAGUUUGAGUUCAGCCCAGAGAACAUGCUGCGCUGCUGGGAGGAGUGCAAGAUGAAGGCCGAGUUCAACGCUCGCCGCGGAGCCGCCGACCAGUUCAACCUGCAGAACCGCUGGAAGAAGAGAGGCAUGUCCAUCAUCCCCAUCAAAUACGGGAUUGCUUUCGCAGAGAGCUUCUUGAACCAGGCUGCAGCUCUGGUCCACAUCUACAAAGACGGCUCUGUUCUGGUCACUCAUGGAGGGACAGAGAUGGGUCAGGGGAUCCACACCAAAAUGCAGCAGGUGGCGAGUCGGGAGCUCCACAUCCCGCCCUCGAAGAUCUACAUCAGUGAAACCAGCACCAACACGGUCCCCAACACCUGCCCGUCUGCCGCCUCCUUCGGCACUGACGCCAAUGGCAUGGCUGUCAAGGACGCCUGCCAGAUGCUGUACCAGAGACUGAAGCCCAUGAGGGAGAAGAACCCCAAAGGAUCAUGGGAGAAAUGGGUGAACGCUGCAUUCUUUGAGAAGAUCAGUUUAUCUGCGACUGGAUUCUACAGGGGUCUAGACCUCUACAUGGACUGGGAGAAAAUGGAGGGUCAGCCUUACGCGUACUUCACAUACGGGGCGUGUUGCUCUGAGGUGGAGCUGGACUGCCUCACUGGAGACUACAGGACGGUGAGGACGGACAUAAUGGUGGACAUUGGUAGAAGUGUGAACCCCUCGGUGGACAUCGGACAGAUUGAAGGAGCGUUCCUGCAGGGUUUGGGUCUCUACACGAUGGAGGAGUUGAAGUUUUCCCCCUCCGGGCUCCUCUACACUCGAGGUCCGUCUCAGUACAAGAUCCCCGCCAUGUGUGACGUGCCGCUCUGCUUCAACGUCUACCUGCUGUCAGACAGCGACAACCCACACGCCAUCUACUCCUCCAAGGGGAUCGGAGAGCCAACACUCUUCCUCGGGAGUUCAGUCUUCUUCGCCAUCAAAGACGCCGUGGCUGCAGCACGCUCAGAGUCCGGGUUGGCCGGCCCAUUUACUCUGAACAGCCCCGCCACGCCAGAGCGGGCCUGUCUCGCCUGUGCAUCCCCGCUCACUCAGAAGGUUCCAGCAUCCAAACCGGGAUCGUUCAAACCGUGGGCCUUAGACAUCUGAAAUUGAUUUUCUAUUCCAUCAAACUGAAGCUGACUGUAAAGUAAAAGUGUUUCUAACAAAGACAGCAAAUAAAAACAGACGUUUUAUUGACAA
Messenger RNA from Notolabrus celidotus (New Zealand spotty), 4226 nucleotides. It is a transcript of the gene aox6, whose product is annotated as aldehyde oxidase 6. Gene Ontology annotation, molecular function: 2 iron, 2 sulfur cluster binding; iron ion binding; molybdopterin cofactor binding. The coding region runs from base 27 to 4133 and encodes 1368 amino acids. The transcript has 35 exons. Lineage: Eukaryota; Metazoa; Chordata; Actinopteri; Labriformes; Labridae. The record is from RefSeq and is a predicted model, not a curated record.